Messenger RNA from Ogataea polymorpha, 1731 nucleotides. RefSeq lists its product as uncharacterized. The record is from RefSeq and is a predicted model, not a curated record. Gene Ontology annotation, biological process: tRNA methylation; RNA (guanine-N7)-methylation. The transcript has a single exon. Gene Ontology annotation, molecular function: tRNA (guanine(46)-N7)-methyltransferase activity. Gene Ontology annotation, cellular component: tRNA methyltransferase complex. The coding region runs from base 5 to 820 and encodes 271 amino acids. NCBI's taxonomy places the organism in Eukaryota, Fungi, Ascomycota, Pichiomycetes, Pichiales, Pichiaceae.
GAAAAUGAUGUCUGAUUCGCUGUCUAAAAGAAAACAAUAUCGCGAGGCGAAGGAGGAAACCCGAAAAGUACUCAAGCACGCGCGGUUCGAGGAUAGCCAGGAGGUCAGUCUCCCGAAAAAACGGUUUUAUAGACAACGCGCACACUCUAAUCCGUUUUCAGACCACAAGCUAGAGUACCCAAAGAGUCCCGACUCGAUGGAUUGGAGCAAGUACUAUCCAGGGUUUGUGGAUAGCGACACAGGAAAGCUGGAUCGGAAGGUUGAGAUCGCAGACAUUGGCUGCGGAUUUGGGGGUCUUUUGGUUGAUCUGGCCCCACAUUUCCCAGACAGCCUGAUUCUGGGUAUGGAGAUCAGAGUGCAAGUCACACAGUACGUUGAGGACCGGAUCAUUGCACUGAGAGUGAAACACAAAGACACGAAUGAAUAUCAAAACAUCAGCGUGAUCCGCGCGAACGCCAUGAAGUUCCUUCCUAAUUUCUUCCACAAGGGGCAGCUGUCGAAGAUGUUCUUCUGUUUCCCGGACCCACACUUCAAGCAGAGAAAGCACAAGGCGCGCAUUAUUACGAAGACACUGCUGAGCGAGUAUGCGUACGUGUUGCGCGAGGGAGGAGUUGUGUAUACCAUCACUGACGUCAAGGACCUGCAUGAGUGGAUGGUGAGCCAUUUGGACGAACACCCUCUUUUUGAACGCCUUUCCAAAGAAUGGGAGGAUCAAGACCCUUGUGUGGCCAUCAUGCGCGAGUCGACCGAGGAAGGAAAGAAAGUGGCACGCAACAAUGGUGACAAAUUUGUCGCAUGUUAUAGACGGGUAGCAGCGUAAUCAAUGUGAAGUAUUUAUAAACCUUUCGGACACCGCGUCGGACGCCAUGCUUGCUUCGUCAUUGUUGGAUCUAUUGAAUCGGAAAAUGGACGAGACCGCCUCUGAUCCCUUGCGCAGCGAGCCGCGCAGAGAGUGCGAGUCGUCUGUUUUGAACUUGUAGAUGGUAGCCAGGUCUGGUGGCUCGAUAUCCUGAGGCAAGAUGAACGGCUUGUUGUUUGGCAGCAGUGGGUUUGACUCCUGAGCGCCGGGGUGUCUUGCAGCCUGCGGAGCGUGGCCCGUGAUCAUUCCCGACCUGCUGCUCCAGGCCUCCAAGUCGUUGGUGGAUCCAAAGCCGGAGAGAUUGCCGGAGUGCGUUGAGUACACCGACGACCUGUCGUCAAAAAUGCUAUCCAUUUCUUCGAGACUCAGGCCUUUGGUUUCUGGAAACACAAGCCACACAGUGACGACUGAGAUGAAGCACGAGGUGGCGUGGAUGAGGUAAAGCCUCCACUUAAUUUUUUCGAGCAGGAUCGGUGCAAGCUCCCCGACAAUGAAGUUGCACAGCCAGUUUGUGGCCGUGGCCAUGGCAGCUCCGGAGGCACGGGCCUUAGUAGGCAGCACCUCAACGUUCAGCCAGCCGACGGGGCCCCAACUGCAGCCGAAGAACGAGUUGUAGAUCAUGACGAAAACGACAACCAUGGUAGCGCUAUUGGAUGUCUCAGACUUGCUAAAGUACGAGACUGCACACAAGCUGACCCCCAUAACCAGUCCUCCCAUGAUCAGUACCGGCUUGCGGCCCCAUGCCUCUGUCAGAUACCAUGGCGGAAUGCUGCUGAGAACAUACAAAAUGGCAUUGAUACCGGUGAGCAAGAUGGCAUUUCUGCCAACUCAGCCGGCAUGCUCAAACACCAGCGGAGCGUAAUAUGAUAUCA